Messenger RNA from Arachis duranensis, 5488 nucleotides. RefSeq lists its product as uncharacterized. The record is from RefSeq and is a predicted model, not a curated record. Gene Ontology annotation, molecular function: glycosyltransferase activity. NCBI's taxonomy places the organism in Eukaryota, Viridiplantae, Streptophyta, Magnoliopsida, Fabales, Fabaceae.
GAGUAAGCGAAAGGUUUAUGUUCGGAAGCGCUGGUCCUCACGGGGAGUGGCUGAACCCUCUUCCAAUUUCAUCCAAGACUUUAUUCUUCUUCGUCUUCUCCUCUCUUGCGAUCGAAACCAAAACCCUAUCACAAUCCAAAUCGGAGCUUCUCUAAUUUUCUGGAACCUUAUACGCGCCAUUUCUCCCAAAUCCCCGCUCUCCUCAUGGAUUCCUUCCAGCAGUCCCACGGCUACAUCAGGCCUCCCCACCCGCCUGAUCCCCACCACCACUUCCACCAGAUGCCUCCGCCGCCGCUCCCGCCGCGUCAGCCUGCACCUCCCCAAGCACCAUGGUACUCCUCUCAAUUCCAGUACCACCACCCUUCUCAGACCCCCUCCCCUCCGCCGCAGUGGCCUCAGCCUCCGCAGCCGCAACACGCCGAGCAUUAUCCGCCGGCGGCAUCGUAUCCUCCACCUCCUCCUUCGUCGAACCCUUACCCUUACCAUCCCAGCCAGUUCCAUGCUCCUCCGCCUCCACCUCCUCCCCUUCCCCACGCUCGUUCUCACGCUCCUCCUCCUCCUCCUCCUCAGUUCAUCCCUCACUCCCACGUUUCUCAGCAGCCCUAUCAUCAGGAAUGGAGCAACCCAAGCUGGCCUGCCAACCAAGGUUAUCCUGCCCAAAAUAAUGAAGAAGAUUGGGCUGCUAAGGCCAGAGCAUGGGCUGCUAAGUCUACUAUGGAAAGUCAGCAUCCACAGUCACACUUUUCACCUGCUGGAAGAGUGCAAGAGCAAAACCAUUAUCAUGACCAGUAUCAGCAAUCUGCUGACUCACGCUAUACCGAUGUUCAAAACCAGUCCCAUCCAUCAUCAACCUAUCAGCAAUUUUCCUACUUGGAUGCAUCUGCACAACGGCUCUCAGGACAUUCCCAGGAUGCUGCAUCUAUCAGUUUGGAGACCUCAUAUACUUCAGAUGGACAUUCAUAUGGUGCUAGAGAUGGAACCAACACUGGAGAUCCAACAGUUUCAUUUGAACAGGGAAACUUGCCUACAAAUCCAUCAGUUCAUCAGCAGGAGGUACCUUCUAGUUAUAGUUCUGUUACAGGUAAGGAGGCUGCUGAGCAUAUUCAACAAUCAUACACAAUGUUCCCACCACCGGUUUCCUCAUCACAAGAACAACAGCAUGUGCAACCUCCUCUCCAAGCAACCUUUGCACCUGGCAGCAAUUCAGUGGACCCUGCUAUCAGUCUUGCUGAUCAACCUUUAGACUUUGCACCUAGGUUUAGUCAUGAUAGUGACCUGCAAAUGCAGUCGACUUAUAGUCAUCAUGAUUCGGGUACUUCUAUGAACAACUGGGCUGCUCCAGUGGCCCCUGCCGGUGGUUAUGCACCAAUACCUGCAAUUCUUGCCUCUGGGCCACAGCAUGAUCCUUCUAUUUCUGGUCCUGGUCAUGUGGCACCACCAUUUGGAAGGUUUCCAGGACCUGGACUACCUCCAGCAAUUCCCCCAACUAGUGCACCCUUUGCUCUUAGCACAGGAGCUGCAGUUCACCCUACAGCAGCUUUCUCUGCUGAUCCAUAUGGUGUUCCAGAACGUCCAAAGAAGGCUUCAGUCCCUAACUGGCUUAGAGAGGAAAUAAAGAAAACAGUCAUUGCUGCUCCUUCUGCAGAGCACCCAAAAGCGGAAACAUCUGUGGACGAUGGCAUUGGUAAAACGUAUGCAAAGGGUGAUGAGACAGAUAGCAAGAGCAUUGAUUCCUCUAGAUCAGAUGAGGAGGAGGAUGAAGAGGAUCUUGCUGAAGCAGCUAGAACUGCAGCAAUCAACCUAGAAAUAAAGAGAGUUCUUACGGAAGUUCUUUUAAAGGUUACUGAUGAAUUAUUUGAUGAAAUUGCAACAAAAGUUCUUGAUGAAGAUGGUCUGACUGCUGAAGUGGGUCAUAAUGGUGCCACUUCAAACCAUAAGCCAUCAGCAUCUCCACCAUCAUCAGUUCAAGUUCCUAAGGCAUCUGCAAAGGUUCUAGUUCCAGUCAAAGCAAAGGAGUUCGAGAAUGAUGUUGCCAUUGAAAAAUCUAAUUCCAGUUCUCCUGGAGAUGUUUUAGGUCUUGGAAAUUAUGGUUCUGAUGCUGAUGAUGGAGAUGAUGAAAUUGAGAGUUCUAGUGUGCCAACUCCUUCAAAAGAUGCUACUAAUCGGUCAAGGCUCAAGAAAAGUUUGGAAGAUACAAAUAAUUUCCCUGUUAAUAGCAGCUCUCAACUUGAAGAGCAUGAAAGAAGUCAAACAAAAUUAGAGGAUAAGCCGGUCAAAACCGGCUCAUUACAACCCAGAAUUAGCAACGGGGCUGCUACUGAUCAGUUGCAGGGUAAUAAGGUGCCCAGAGAAUUGGAUAAUUCGAAUUCUAAAGAUAAUAGGAGGACUGAAGCCUUGGAAAGAAGCCACAAUGGAUUUAAUGGUCUUAGUUCUAAAGAUUCUUCAGGGUUACCAAAAUCUGAAUUGCCUGGAAAGAAUGCUGCCGUGGAGAAAGCAGUAGAUGAUAAUCCAGUUAGGGAAGGCAAAAGAAGAUCAGAGAAAAAUGACCGACAUGAUAGGAGUUCUGAAAAGGAGUCUGUUAAGGAGGUACAUGUUAACAAGACUGGGACAGAUGAAAAAAGUGAUGAGAUCCAUAGAAGAAAGGAUGAGAAACACGGGAGAAAGGAAAAAAGAGAUUACAACAGUGAGGCAAAAGAAAGAAAGGAGCUCAAUUUACGGCAUGGAGAGAAGGCAAAGGAAUCAGAGUCGAGGAAAAAGUCCUCUCAUGAUGUCAAGGAUGAUAAGAAGGAAGCAGACAAGCCCCAUAGAAGUAGUGGCUUUGAAGAUACUAGCCGGAGAAGGGGACAUACAAAGGAUAAGGGGGAACAUAAAUCUAGGCAAAAAGAUGCAAGCAACCCUGAUAGGCACAAAAGACGACGUUCAUCUUCAGUAGGCAGUAGAGGCAGAACCAGCAGGGACCAUGCUGUUAAUCAUUCUGGUGUUUCAAGCGGUGAAGGUUCAGAUGGCUCAAAAAGGAAGCCACAUUCAAGAAGACGGGACUUAUCACCAUCUCCAGUCAGGUCUAAGAGAAGACAAGUUUCGCGGUCUCCUUAUAGCAAGCGUUCUCAGCGCAGGCAUUCUCCCUACUCUUCUCUUGAUAAUUCCAGGUUUGUUGGCAUAAGGAAGGAGGUCAAGAUCCAGAUCACCUGUUCGGCGGCAAAGAUGAAUGCCAGGUUAAAGCACCACUCUCUCUUUUUCAAUAAGACUUGGCAGAACACAACCAUCACAAAGUUUCUUCCUAACACAACACAAACCAUGAAGGAAUCUUUUAAGGUGGAGCUCUGGUCAAUUUGGCUAUCUGGGUUAGUCUUGAUUGGUCUUUCUCUCUAUGCUACUCAGAGGCUACCUUUGCACAAUAAGGAUCACAGCAGAAUCACUAUCUCCAACCUCAACAACAACGUCGCAUCGGAUUCAACAGGUUUGAGGAUUACCAUAUUCACUGCUCCUAAGCCUUUUAAGGGCUCCACUGGGACAAAGCAGUCACUGGCUAUUCAAUCAUGGCUUGCUCUAUCUCCAAAUGUUGGUGUUGUUUUGUUCAGCAAGGAUCCUUCUGUUGCUUCUUUUUCUGGAGCUUUUGGCUCCCGGGUUUUGGUUGAUACCAACAUUGAUUUCACCUUCCUUGGUACACCUUUUCUUCAUUCCAUGAUUGCAAGAUCACACUCAUUCACAUCAGACAUAUAUGUCAUUGUUGAUCCUGAAACUGUUAUCCUUUCCGGAUUCAUCUCCACCUUAAACCAUGCUUAUGAACUUGACCAUGAUUGGCUUCUAGUUGCUUCAUCACAAAAUGUGUCUCACUUCCCAUUUCAUUUGGACAAUUCUGGGAAACAUUGGCUACUAGACAAUGGGGAACAUGUGAAGACCCAUGAGAUUCAGAAAAUGCUUCAGCAGAAUUGGCAGGGGAAUCAAUGCUACACAAGCAUGAUCAUUGCAUGGAACAACAAUGAUGCGCCUCUACAUAAUGGAGUUCUUCCUCCUUUCUUGUACAAUAAGGGUAUACACAACAAUUGGCUUAUUCAUGAAGCAAUGUCAUCUGAGUUCAGAUUUGUGUUUGAUGCUACUUUGACCAUCACAAGUUUCCAUCUGAAUGGUGACCAGGAUAUUGAAAAUAGGGAAUGGGAGUACAUUGGAAAUUCUCAUUUAGGUGCACAUUAUGGCUCAUUCUUCUUCAGUGAAGCCAAUUAUUCUAGCAUUCCCAAACUUUUCAAGUGUUAUAAACAAUACAUUAUUCUUGACACUGAUAAGAACAUUGUUUAUCCGAUUGGACACAAUAGAAAACUGAACUUGUGGAAGGAAAAUAUUUUCUCUUCUUGGUUAGAGAAAAACACCAUGCAUUGCAUUGCUUGUCUGAAAUCACAGAUCAUCAGAAUAUUGGAUUGCUCUCUAAAGGGUCAAAUGAAAACUUCAGAGCCUCUGGAGAUUCCUUUCUCUUUAGAAUCACUCCUUUCUAUCUCGGCGGACGAAACCAAAACCAUUGUUCUCACAACUGCUGGAUUUAGCUAUAAGGAUAUGCUGAUGAGUUGGGUUUGCAGAUUGCGAAAACUGUCCAUUAAAAACUUCAUUGUUUGUGCUCUAGAUCAGGAAACUUAUCAAUUCUCCAUCUUGCAGGUGUGUGUUGAUUUUCUGCCUGAAAAAUUUAUAUUUCAAAGUAGUACCUGUAUCAAGUGCUUCCAGAGGGUGACAAAAGUGAAGUCAAGAAUGGUCUUAAAGAUACUCAAGCUAGGUUACAAUGUUCUUCUUAGUGAUGUGGAUACAUAUUGGUUCAAAAACCCACUUCCCUUGCUUCAAUCUUUUGGUCCUGCUGUUCUUGCUGCACAGUCUGAUGAAUUCAAUAAAAAAGGACCAAUAAACCUUCCGAGACGCUUGAACUCUGGCUUCUAUUAUGCUCACUCUGAUGGUCAAACCAUUGCUGCAAUGGAGAAAGUGGUGAGGCAUGCACAAACUUCAAGCUUAUCUGAGCAGCCAAGCUUCUAUGACAUGCUGUGUGGAACAGGAGGAUCCAACCGUGUCGAUGAUAAUCGAUGUGUUGAAUCCGAAACAAACAUGACAGUAUAUUUCUUAGAUAGAGACCUUUUUCCAAAUGGUGCAUACCAAGAUCUGUGGCAGAAGAAGAAUGUGAGUGCAGCAUGUUUGAAGAAAGGAUGCUUCAUUAUCCACAACAACUGGAUCAGUGGGAGGUUGAAGAAGCUUGAGCGCCAAGUCAUGUCAGGUUUGUGGGAGUAUGACUCUGGCACAAGGAUGUGCCUGCAGAGCUGGCACACUAUAAAACCAUGAAGUUAAUUUUGAUGAACCAAUUCAAUUCCUUCUUAUCUAAUCUAGAGACAAUUUUUGUUCUCAUCCAAGAAGACAGAGCUAAAAGCCAUGCCUCAAUUUUUUUUGUGAAUUUUGAAUGUCUUGGUUUCAUCACUGCUUCAUAGCCGGCCGUUGAAAACAAGAUGAUAUUUGGUGGUAA